GACGCGGGCGGGGCUCGCUUCAUCCCAUCGUGCUCCGCGGCAGGGUGUCGCGCUUCCGCUGCGGGCUCGCUCUUCCGGUUGUAAGCUGCCGGGGCGCAGAGGGCGGUCGCGGCGGUCGUCAGGGACAGCGGCGGCAGAAUGUUGGCUACCAGGGCACUUAGCCUAAUUGGCAAGCGAGCCAUUUCCACCUCCGCGUGUGUUCGAGCGCAUGGGAGUGUGGUGAAGAGUGAAGACUACUCUCUCCCUGUUUAUGUUGACCGGCGUGACUACCCCUUGCCUGAUGUGGCCCACAUCAAGCUGCUAUCUGCCAGCCAGAAGGCCUUGAAGGAGAAGGAGAAGACAGACUGGAACAGCCUGACCAGGGAUGAGAAAGUCCAGUUGUACCGCAUCCAGUUUAAUGAGAGCUUCGCUGAGAUGAACAGGGGCACCAACGAGUGGAAGACAGUCGUGGGCAUGGCCAUGUUCUUCAUCGGCUUCACCGCCAUUAUUCUGGUCUGGGAGAAGCGCUAUGUGUACGGCCCCGUCCCACAUACCUUUGAUCAAGACUGGGUGGCCAUGCAGACGAAGCGGAUGCUCGACAUGAAGUCCAACCCCAUCCAGGGCUUCUCCGCCAAGUGGGACUACGACAAGAACCAGUGGAAGUGAGUGCUGCUCGCCAGCUGCUUCCCCCACCGAUGUCCUGGAAACCACUAUGUCCAGCAGUCCGUGCGCUGCUAAUAAACGGCCGUUUCCAUGA
Molecule: messenger RNA, 736 nt
Organism: Nannospalax galili (Upper Galilee mountains blind mole rat)
Lineage: Eukaryota; Metazoa; Chordata; Mammalia; Rodentia; Spalacidae
Product: cytochrome c oxidase subunit 4 isoform 1, mitochondrial
Exons: 5
Coding region: 139-645 (168 amino acids)
Biological process (GO): mitochondrial electron transport, cytochrome c to oxygen
Source: RefSeq, a predicted model, not a curated record